AUGUAUCAGUUCAUUAGUGAGCUUAGCACAAUUAGUACAGCUUUACUUUAUCUAACGAACAACACCAAAAUGUACUUCAAGGUGAUCUGCAUCUUAGCCGUGGUGGCGGUUUCAGCCGUGUGUUCCGAACACGCAUACUCAUCCCAACACAUCCAUAGACAUGAUGGUCAUCACCAUGAAGUGGAAGUUAAGGAUGAGCAUGGACAUCAUCACGUGGACUACUAUGCCUACCCCAAGUACGAGUUCGAGUACAAAGUAGAUGACAAACACACCGGUGACCACAAGGAACAGCAUGAGCACCGCGACGGUCACGACACCAAGAGCGACUACAAAGUACAUGUGGACCAUAUCAUCCCUCAUCAUCAUCAUCACUAA
Helicoverpa armigera (cotton bollworm) is the source of this 375-nucleotide messenger RNA. Its product is annotated as histidine-rich glycoprotein-like. The record is from RefSeq and is a predicted model, not a curated record. Bases 1 to 375 code for a protein of 124 amino acids. Gene Ontology annotation, cellular component: extracellular matrix. NCBI's taxonomy places the organism in Eukaryota, Metazoa, Arthropoda, Insecta, Lepidoptera, Noctuidae. The transcript has 3 exons.